This is a messenger RNA of Penicillium psychrosexuale, 651 nucleotides long. RefSeq lists its product as uncharacterized. The transcript has a single exon. Bases 1 to 651 code for a protein of 216 amino acids. The record is from RefSeq and is a predicted model, not a curated record. NCBI's taxonomy places the organism in Eukaryota, Fungi, Ascomycota, Eurotiomycetes, Eurotiales, Aspergillaceae.
AUGGCAAACAACAACGACCAAAGCAGCGCCACGGGUGCGCCCUCAAGACAAGUCGCCAGACAAAUCAGGCAAGCCCGAGGGCAUUCCACAGGACGACCGGACGCAACAAACGCGAACCACCAAGGUGCCUUAUUUCGCAGCCCUAUCCGACCUGGCAUGGCCAGCAGCCGCUUUGCCACUUUUACAAGUGAAGACCCCUCUGAGCCCGCGCCCGAUCCAAUGGACAUUGAUCCAAUGGAGAUCGACAGCCCUCCUCCCCAACAGGCUCAGCCUGCACCAACCACCACCCUGACUCGCAUGAACGAGCAGGCUCAGAACAGUGGCAUGCACCGCCACAAGUUCUACCUCUCCAUUGGGCCUCGUCCCAUGCCAACUCUGGACCUCGACGUGCUGACCGUCGCUCGCGCUGAAGUGACUCGUCUUCGGAGAGCAGGACUGCCAGUUCUGGAGUCCCUGCCUGAGCGAUCUGGUCCGCAUCUCUACAUCCGUAUUGAUACGGACCAGGCGAGCCGUGAUCAGGCACUCGCUCGUGCCGAUCUUCGAAUGGGUAUCAUGCAGGACAUGAUACGGGACGGCUUCGGCUGGUUCUCGGGUCUGCCUUACCGCCACCCGCAUUUCGAUGUGAAGUUCCUCCGUAGUCCACGCCUCUAG